UUUUCAAGUGUAUAAUUCAAUACAUGUGUGUGUGUUUAAUGUUAUCUGAUUUGUGUUUUUAAAUUGUAAAUUUAUAAUUUGUGUUUACCCAUUUAGUUUACAAUACCUAUGUAUGUAAUGUUGGCAACACCCUGCGUGAGGCUGGCAAGCAGCAACCAACUUCACAUCUCAAGAAGUAGCGACAGUUGGCGAAUACAGUUGGUGAAUACAGUUGGCAAAAUACAGUUGGUGAACACAGUUGGUGAAGACAGUUAGCGAAGAAGUUGGCAAACGCAGCUGAUCAAUAUUUUUCUAUUCUUUAAUUCAUUCAUUCAUUUUCAAUUAAUUGUAACUUAAUUAUAAACAACAUUUGUUAAUAAACGUUAUAAUCACUUUUUACAUGGGGGCUCAACCUAAAAACCGCUCAAACGUUCAGUCGUUCAAGCUCAACCUAUGAAAGGAUAAGUUGUAAGAACGAUGCCUGUAUGCAGAUCGAGCAAAAAGAAGAAGGAAGUAGCAGGAAAAAAUCUAUUUGAAGCUGAAAAAGUUGAUCCAGAGUUGGUAAAAGUUGAUACAGAGAACACAUUUUCAUUAAAGUUGAUCGAAAUGGAGAAAACAGAGGAAAAAGUCGAAAAUCAGAACUCGAACGUGUGUGAUAGUGGAAUAAAUUCAAGCGAUCUGGUAGAGCUAUUAAAAAUGCUGAACUCAGGCAAAAACGUGUCAGUCGACCAAUUCGAAAAAAUUGUUCCAGAAUACGAUGGCGUGACAAUUCCUAUUGGAAAGUGGUUGGAAAACUUCAACGAGAAUGCUGACGCAUAUGAGCUUACCGAAAAGCAGAAAUAUGUAAAUGCGAGGAAUAAAAUGAGAGGAACAGCAAAACUGUUCCUAGAAACAGUGGGUGUUUCGAACUUCGAUUCUUUGUGCGAAGCGCUCAAAGAGGAAUUCGACAUAAAGUUCAACAGUGCUGACAUACAUCAGAAGUUAAUGCAAAGGCAAAAGAAAAACGACGAGAACUUUUACGAAUAUAUUCUGCAAAUGAGGAAGCUGGCAGCACUGGGGUCGAUAGAAGACGAAGUAGUUAUUCGAUACAUUGUGGACGGAAUUAAGCAAAUGAGUUACAAGAGCAGCAGCAGCGCAGUACAAAAGCGAAACUACACGAAGCUUGCGCAAAAUGUUAAAGACGAUGAGGGUGAAAAUCGCGCAGUAAGUAGACAUUGUUUCAAUUGUGGGUCAUCUACACACAUACGUGCAGAAUGUAAGGCAGAAACAAAAUGCUUUAAAUGCAACGGCAAUGGUCAUAUCGCAAAAAAUUGUGAAUAUCAGAAGAGAACGGUGAACAUGCUAACAAGUGAUAAACGAAGUAAGCAAAUGCGAAUUAGCAACAAGUACAUAUCAUGUUUGAUAGACACAGGUGCAGAUGUGUCACUUAUGCAGCAAUGUGUUUAUGCAAAAAUUUUGGCAAUCACAGCCUACAAAAAAGUUUUGCGAAAUUGUAUGGUUUGGGAAAUGUUGCGAUUGCGGCGAAAGGUGCGUUAUCGUUAAAAGUUGAAGUUGAUAAUAUAAAAACUGAGCAUUCAUUUCUUGUCGUAGCUGAUCAUAAAAUAAACAACGAAGUUAUUGUCGGAUAUGAUUUCAUUCAGCGUUUCCAAUUAGAGUUUAAUGCUAAGGGAUAUUUUUUCUCCGAUAAGACAAAUGUACAAGAAGAGGUCGAAUUAAAAUGCGUAUACAAUAUUAUAGAAAAGGUGCCAGAAAUUGAUGUUCCGCCUCAAUAUAGAAAUGAUGUUAAUAAAUUAAUUAAUGAAUACAAUCCUGUAGUUAGUCCGAUUGAACAUCCUAUUCAGCUGAAAAUAAUACCAAAAGACGAUUUUAUUAAUUUCAAUGAAAGUCCGACACGAUUAUCUGCAGCAGAGCGUGACGUUGUCAAGAGUCAAGUGGACGAGUGGUUAAAACUUGGUAUAGUUCAUGAAUCCAACGCAAACAUAGCCAGUAAAGUUGUUCUUGCAAG
Bactrocera neohumeralis is the source of this 1984-nucleotide messenger RNA. RefSeq lists its product as uncharacterized. The transcript has 2 exons. NCBI's taxonomy places the organism in Eukaryota, Metazoa, Arthropoda, Insecta, Diptera, Tephritidae. The coding region runs from base 457 to 1521 and encodes 354 amino acids. Gene Ontology annotation, molecular function: aspartic-type endopeptidase activity; mRNA binding; zinc ion binding. The record is from RefSeq and is a predicted model, not a curated record. Gene Ontology annotation, cellular component: cytoplasm. Gene Ontology annotation, biological process: positive regulation of cytoplasmic translation; proteolysis.